GUAUUAAAAAUUGUCGAUUAAUUUUUAUCGGAUAAUUCAUUGUAUUUUUACAAUUUAUCUUGUAUUUUUGAAUGAUACUUGUUCCUCGGUAAUUAGAGGGGAUCAAGUGUUUAAGUGAAUUGUGUAAAAUAUGAAGGGGAAAUUGUAUCGAUAGAUGGAGAAAUGAUUAUUCCUGUCUGGAGGUCAAAGAGAGACUGAUAAUUAUCGAGAGUUCUCCCUGUCAUUGAAUUAAAUAUUUAUCACCGCAAUUUGCAGAAGUCUGUCGGUUUUUCCCACGAUUGAAUUCAUUGUAAUUGUCGUAAUUGUCAUAAUUUCGUUGAGUUUGUGAAGGAAGACAGGUGGAAGGCACCAGUCUGGUGAUAGAUAUGAUGGCGAUAACUCGAGAUAUCAACAAUUUCGUUGGGAUUAAUACAAAAAUAUUGCGACUUGUUGGACUUUAUCCAAAAAAUUACAACAGAUACAUCAGCUGUGUAUUUUUUAUGAGUCUCAUUAUUCUCCCUGAAGUACUCGAGAUUUAUUAUCAUCGAAAUAAUUUCGAUGUUGUCCUGGAGACGAGUUCUGUUCUUAUGACGAUUGUUUUCGCUAUUUUUAAAUCGAGUAUUUGGAUGACGAGGGGAGAUACUGAAUAUUUCGUGGAUUUUCUUGUGAAUGAUUAUUGGAGAAUUGCCAAUCGUCUUGGAGAUCCGGAGGACAUCCGCAAAUUUGCUAAAUUGGCGAAGAUAAUCACUGUGAGCUAUUCCUUCCUGAUUUGCAAUUCCCUUUUAUUUUUUUACAGCCUUCCUCUUCUCACUCCCUUCCUGAAUUCAAAUGAUACAAGAUUGCGAGUUCCUUUCGUCGCGACGUACCCCGAAUUCUGUUAUCAUUCACCAGCUUAUGAAAUUGUUUAUUUAUCGCAAUUACUGGCGACAUCCACUUGUGGUUUAAUUAUCCUGGGGACUGAUACGUUAAUUGCAACAGCUUUAUUGCACACGUGCGGCCAUUUUGCUAUUAUCGAGAGGAAUAUCUCGAGAUUGAAUUUUUUUGAGUCUGUGGAGAAUUGGGAGCCGCGGGUCAAGAUGAUUAUUAGACAUCACCAAGUCGUCAUCAGAUUCUCGGAUCGUCUGGAGGUUCUCUUCAAUCCUCUGAUGUUUCUUCAAGUAUUCGCUAGUACUUUGAUCAUUUGUCUUGUUGGAUUUCAAGCGCAAACGGGAAAAGUUGAUAAAUUCCCUCAAUACUGUUCCUACAUGAUGGUGGCACUCUUCCAACUCCUCUUAUUCUGCUGGCCAGGCGAUAAAUUGAUAACUCAGAGCCUCGGGGUGAGCACAGCAACAAUUAUAUCAAAUUGGUAUGCUGCCCCGUAUCAUCUCCGAAGAGAUCUUCAAUUUAUAAUUCUUCGAUCUCAAAAACCGAAUUUUCUCUCAGCGGGAAAAUUGAGUUCGAUGAAUCUGGAGAAUUUCUGCGCAAUCCUGAGUUCAUCCCUCUCGUAUUUUAUGCUCCUCCGUAGUGUCUCCGAAAAUUAACAUAAAACAAGAACUAUAUCUCUAACUCCCAAUAAUUCUCUUUCUAUCCUUCAAAAAAUCCAUAGAAAAAUUCUAUAAAAUUGCAAUAGACUUUUCUAAUAAAUUCCCAGGAUGUCCAAAUUUUCGCAAUAAUUUCCCACAAAGGGAAUUAAAUAAAAAUCAAUAUUUUUUUUCAAA
This is a messenger RNA of Fopius arisanus, 1676 nucleotides long. Its product is annotated as odorant receptor 13a-like. The transcript is spliced from 7 exons. Gene Ontology annotation, cellular component: plasma membrane. NCBI's taxonomy places the organism in Eukaryota, Metazoa, Arthropoda, Insecta, Hymenoptera, Braconidae. Gene Ontology annotation, biological process: sensory perception of smell; detection of chemical stimulus involved in sensory perception of smell. The record is from RefSeq and is a predicted model, not a curated record. Gene Ontology annotation, molecular function: olfactory receptor activity; odorant binding. Bases 366 to 1499 code for a protein of 377 amino acids.